This is a messenger RNA of Xiphophorus couchianus (Monterrey platyfish), 2619 nucleotides long. RefSeq names its product glycosyltransferase 1 domain containing 1 (gene glt1d1). The transcript is spliced from 12 exons. The record is from RefSeq and is a predicted model, not a curated record. Gene Ontology annotation, molecular function: glycosyltransferase activity. NCBI's taxonomy places the organism in Eukaryota, Metazoa, Chordata, Actinopteri, Cyprinodontiformes, Poeciliidae. The coding region runs from base 365 to 1261 and encodes 298 amino acids.
UUAUUUUAUCGUUUCGUUGUAGUAGUGUAGAGAUGUACGUGUUAUCAAGAUGUUCUCUUGACCGAGUCUUUAAUAUCGGCCACGACACGAAAGCAGUGCAGACAACACGCUAGUGUCCUGCUGCUGUUAUUACAACCGUUUGUUUCCAGGGGAUAAUUAUUAGGGACGGACUUGUAAACAUUUGAAGCGUGGCUCGUCACUGGUUGGAAAAUCACUAGUAGCACGUUGCUGGGCUCUGUUAGCUUUCCUCUACGUGGACGUUACCGGGGAAUGAGUCCAGGAAAUGUGAGCUGGGUGUAGCAAGGGAGCUGAAACUCAGAGACCCGCCUUGCCUGCUCCGUCAUUCACCGGUUACAGAGGGGAUAUGAAAUUACUCUUUCUAGCCUGCCUCAGCCCCAAAACGGGGAACUAUACUACAGCCGAGAGAAUAAGGUCUCACAUUGAAUCAGCAGGACACAGCUGCGAGUUAAGAGAUGUGGCAGAUUUUCACUCUCCCUCUGACUUGGCACAUCUAGUAUCCCAAAAUCCUCCGUUUGAGGGUGCGCUGGCAAUUCAUCUUUUCAAAGCUGGCAGACUCCUCCUGGACCUUCGUUUACCCUUCGGAGUCAUUUUUGGCGGAACGGACAUAAAUGAAGAUGUAAAAGAUGAGCAGAAGCGUGUGGUUAUGGAGCAGGUGCUGCGGAAAGCCAGGUUUGCUGUUGCUUUCACUGAAAAACUAAAAGAAGAGGCAGAAUUUGUUUUGGUGUCACCCGACAGUAAAAUCUAUGUCCAGCCUCAGGGCAUCCAGACAGAAGUGGCUGAACAAUUUUGUUGGACUGAAUUCUUGAGGAGCUCAGGUGUGAGGACGGAGUGCUUAGAUGAACUGCGUGUCUUCCUGUUGGUCUGUGGUCUCAGAAGAAUCAAGGACCCUCUCUAUUUGGCAGACGUUUUUUCAGAGUGGCAUUCAAAGAACCUUCACAAUAUCCUGAUCAUAAUCGGGCCAAAGGUUGACCCUGCACUCACUGCUGAAGUGGAAACAGUUGUUAAACGGGCCACCGGGGUCUUCCUGGCGCAGGAGAGGAGCCAACAGGAGCUUCAUGCCGCCAUGAAAAGGUGCUAUGCCGUAGUCAACAGUUCUGUGUCAGAGGGCAUGUCAGCAGCCAUCUUGGAGGCAAUGGACCUCAGAGUACCUGUUCUGGCGAGGAAUAUACCAGGAAACGCAGCUGUGGUGAAGCAUGGAGUCACUGGGCUGCUGUUCUCUUCUCCUCAGGAGAAAGACUAAAGGCAAUGGUGGUGAUGGCUAGCUCACUGACGUCGAAGCGCUGAAGUCAUAAAAAGGCCAUUGUCCCUUUGGGAAGUCAAGGAUGGAGCUGAGCUGAGAGGAGGAGAGGUAAUCACCAGGUCAACACACAGUUGACAGGGCGAGGAGAGAUGAAGCCUGAUUUCUCUGCUCAAGCAUGUCCUUCCAAAGGAAGCUGUAACAUUUCAAGCGUGGUCAAACACUAGUAGAAAUGGACUGAAAAUGAGCUGUGGUGUUUAGUCUGAAGUGUUGCUGCCCUUCACCAGAGGAUGGAACAUAACCAGUCAUGAACUGAAUGUGGUGUCCUGGUCUGUAUUUUCUCUUAAAAAAAUACUUCAUCUUUGAAGCAGGGGAAAUCUUUUUAACUCCUUUUUGAUAACUGAUAACUUUAAGAUUUGUGCAGCAUGUUCAUUCUUAGCUUGACACCCAUCUGUGCUAGGUUUAGUGUUCUUUAACUUAAAAAUUAAUGACAGAUAUAUUUUUAAAUGGAAGAUUGUAAUAUUGUGGUAAACGCAAACCUCUUGCAGUUCUUAAUUAAAAAAAAAAAAACUUAAAGUACAAAAUAAACAAAAAAAUACUCGAGGACAAGAAAGCAUAGAGUGACUGAAACUGUACUAGACUGGUAAGAACCAGCCCAUUAUUUCACUCUUUGCUUCAAACAGAGAGUCCGGACCCUUGACUAUAGAGAAACAAUUGCUUGCUGGCAAACAAGCAAACAUUAGUUCAUGCUGUGACCUGUUCAGUGCUACCCAUUUAACCAAUAACACACAGGUAUUUAACCAAUAGUACAUAUAUAUUAUUGGUUAUAUGGGUAACCAAUUUAACUCAGAGAAUGACCACCUGAAUCCCAUUAAACAUUUAUGUGAAGUGUGUGAGAACCAAAAAAGCUACUCAGCUUACACUGAAUAAAGAUGAUAAGCCAUUCAGGAAACAGGCUUUUCAAAAAUUAUGACAUGGUAACUAUGCUGGUUUAGUUCAUUUAUAUGCUUUAAAUAUUUUAGUGUGAGGACUUUAAGUGCAUUACGACUUCCAGAGCGACACAUUUAUGUCUCUUGGACUGCACAGUGAAGGAUCAUCAUUACAUUCAUCAAAUCAAUCCGGUGCAUGGCGUGAUUGUCCCUAAAACUUUAAUUAUAGCUGUUCAUAACUGAACCAGACAGAUGAGAAAGGCAAAUAUUUGAUGAUAUGAAGGUGUUUGAGUAAGUUUAUGCACUAACGUCUACUUCUAAAAACGCAUUGAGUGGAUAAAGAGGAGACAUUUGGUCAAAUGUGUACCUGAAAUCAGUGGCAAAUAAAAUGGCCUUGAAAUCCAGGCCUCCUGUUUAAAAUGAAGCAAUCUA